Chondrus crispus (carragheen) is the source of this 190-nucleotide messenger RNA. RefSeq lists its product as hypothetical. The coding region runs from base 1 to 156 and encodes 51 amino acids. The record is from RefSeq and is a predicted model, not a curated record. Lineage: Eukaryota; Rhodophyta; Florideophyceae; Gigartinales; Gigartinaceae. The transcript has 2 exons.
AUGUUGCGAUGGGCGGGGCAAUGGGUUCAAGCACGUGGGUCCGUCGUGUCAGGAGCGGAUUGCUCACGGGCAACGUUGAAUGGUAUGAUGGCGAGUCAAUGCCGGGUUGAACACGUGUUGCAGCCCUCUCGGAUUAAAGAGCAUACUGUACGAUAAAUCAGACGAUUGGUUGGUGCUCUGAAAUUGCAAU